AUGGUUGACUCAUUAGCCGUGAAAAAAACCUACAUAUUUGCAGGUAUGGUCUCAAGUACCGAUAAAUAUAUUGUAAAGGUAAACCCCAAUGAUGGUAAGGUGAUUAAAGCACUAAAGUUUCCACAUCUUGGAAUCUUUUAUAGAUAAUUUGGAAUGGCGAUUGAUGCUAAUAAUGAUGUUUAUACACUUUAAAAUGACUAUACAUCCUCAUCGUAGUACUCUAAAAUUCUAAAAAUUAAUAAUGCGUUGGAUGCAUUUCAAUGGAGAAUUUAGCCAGAUUUAUUCACUAAUGUAUUUCACCUAUAAGAAAUAUUUAAUGGUAACUUAAUCAUGGCAGGUGGUAACGAAUAUUACAGUGUGUCUUAUUUUUACAUUAAAUUCUACAAUCUGGACGGAACAAAGCAAGUUCAUUAUUAAUACGAGCCUUCCAUUGGAUAGAGUUCUCCAAUACUUCAAGGAGCUGGCUUGGAAAAUGUUGUUUAUAGUAGCUCAGAUUAAACUCUGAUUGCAUGCUAUCGCAAUUCUUAAGCAGUUUUUUAAUAUUUUAUUGGUUACAUUAUUCAAGAAACUUCUGCUGCUUACAAUCUUCAUUCAUCAGACAAUUCUGAAAAUAUGUAUUGUGCUGACAUACAUCCAAAAGGAAAUAAAAGCUAUACUGUUUAUGAAAAAUUUUAGAAAAAUUCAAUAUCUUACUUUACCACAUCUGAUUUGAUUUCAAGGCUCUAUGUUUUCGGUGAUGCCACAAUAAAUAAUAUACCAUCAAGCUAUAUAUUUAAAAUGAGAUAAUAAGAAUAUUGCUAUACUAUUUACUAAUAAGAUACUAGUAAUACAGUAUUCACUCUUGAACACUAAUUUUAUCAAGAAUUGAAGACAGUUCCAACUACUACUCCAGCUCCAACUGCUCCAGUUGUAACCACAACCACAACUCCAUAGCCAAACAAUGGAUAUGGUGAUUGGCCUAGUUCAUAAGAUUCAUAUUCUCACGAUUCAUAUUCUCACUAUUCAAAUUCUUAUGAUUCUUAUAAUGGGAAUCGUAAUUUGGAUUAUAUUGAAGGAAAUUAUGAAGAAUAUUCGGAGCUUCGUAAAGAGGGGCUUGAUUCUAUCUCUAACUCUAACUAAGAAAUGAAAAAUAAUAACAUCUAAGAUAAGAGAAAACUUGGAGUUGAUGUCUUGAACACUAGUCCAAUGUUAUCGACUACAGAUAUUUCCAGUUUCUUUUCAUUUGACAAAGAUUUAAGGUCUACCUUAGUUGAAUUAGAUACUUCACUCAUUGUAAGUUCUCCUAAUAAAACAACUUGUAAUCUAAGAGGGGCAAAUGACUUAAAAUAUGUACCUAAUUCUCCUGAUAAUCGAGAUUUUAGCUGCUAUAGUGAACUUGAAAAUUGUAAUGUUAGUUUGGGUUACUACUAGUUUGGAAAUUAGGUGAAAGAGUUAUAGUCACCUUAAAAUUAGACAAUUUAUUACAAAGUGUUUGACCCAGCAAAGAAUUUUUCUCUACCUGUCCAUAAUUACACUCCUAGUUGGUGCAAACAGUAUUCGUAAAUUCCACAAGUAUCAGCUACUCUUCCAAGUAUCGGGAAUUCAGCGAAUAGAUUCAUCCCGGAGAUCUCAUUUUUCCCCUUAUAGAAUUUAAUGCUAGUAAAAUGUGAUGAUAAUUCUCUUGCUGAUCAUUAUGAAUUCUAUUUUAACUCAUCUAUUUCAUAUGGAGGUUAUUUUUACCAAUUAUCAACUUAUUAUGUAGAUGUUAUCAUUUCCUAAUACAUCAAAUUUUAAGAUGGAUAUGAUAGCCCUCCUUUUUUUAUUAAUUUGCCAAUAAUGACCUUGAUUUAAGUUGGUGAUACUGAGAUCUAUUAGCUUCCUGCAAUUUUUGAUAUUUAAAAUGACUUGUAUGAUAUAAAAAUAAACCUUGGAAAAGCCUCAAUUUUUACUACUAUUAAAAAUCAGACAAAUCUUGCAAUUAGUCCAAGUAUUUUUGAUAGAGGUUAAUAUGAUGUAAAGGUCAAACUUAUUCAAAGAAAUUAGUAAUCAUUGUUCAAUAGCUAUUCUUUCAAAAUCUCGGUAUACUCAGAUUAAGAUGACCCGAAUUAUCUUGAGCAAUAGGAAAAUAAAUUAGACAAUUAUGAUAGAAUAAAAAGAUAAAUUAAAGAUUAAUCUUUAAAGGCUAGAGUGCUCAAAGUAAAUCAAAUUGGAGAAGUUGUAAUAUUAUUUGAUAAAAUUAUGGCUAUUCCUUAUAACUAUACUUAAGUGAUGAAUGAGAGCUUAAGUAUAAAAUUGGUAUAAGACAAUAUUAUAACUAUUGUCGACUAUAACAUCACAAAAUUCAAAGGCUAAAUGCUAUAACUCAAACUCUACUUCAGAUUGGAUCAAUUGAGAAUUAUUUUUAAAGAAAAUAAGUACUAUAUCGAUAGUAAAAGUUGGACUAUAAUCAAACAAAAUUAUGAGAUUGCAAGCAUUAUACCUCCGUAAAUAGACGCUGAAAUCUAUUAUAUCUUCUCAACUAUUCAAGGUGCUACUAAAAAUUCAAUAUUGGCUAUCUUUGGAUCAAACAUGGCAAUCAAUUUAUUCAUGUAUUAUACUUUAAUUAUCUUAUCUAAACAGGAAAUGUGGCCUUUCGUUUGUGUGGGGAAUGAUAGAUGA
This is a messenger RNA of Stylonychia lemnae, 2637 nucleotides long. Lineage: Eukaryota; Ciliophora; Spirotrichea; Sporadotrichida; Oxytrichidae. The record is from the annotation of a GenBank genome assembly.